Molecule: messenger RNA, 2652 nt
Organism: Daldinia childiae
Lineage: Eukaryota; Fungi; Ascomycota; Sordariomycetes; Xylariales; Hypoxylaceae
Product: putative di- and tripeptidase DUG2
Exons: 2
Coding region: 1-2652 (883 amino acids)
Biological process (GO): glutathione catabolic process; proteolysis
Molecular function (GO): protein binding; peptidase activity
Source: RefSeq, a predicted model, not a curated record
AUGCCAUCUACAGCCGCGACUUCGGCUCCGUCUCCAAUUCUCGAAAUUCCUCCUCAUACAACACCUCAACUACACCAUAAUCUUCAACACGACAGUUCCGUUCUUGCGCUUGCUGUUGGUAAUGAAAGUAUUUAUGCCGGAACACAGAAUGGAGAAAUCGUCGUAUGGCUUCUGGGCACAUUCCAGAAGACACAUCACGUACAAGCUCAUAAGCGUAGCGUUAUGUGUCUCUUCCUAUCCGACGAUGGCUCCCUACUUUUUUCCAGUGCCAGCGAUCCAAUUGUAAAUGUUUGGUGCCCCCGAACUAUGACCCGGCUCUAUGAAAUAUAUAGCACCAACGAUUCCUUUGGCGACAUUUUUUCCGUCUCCUACUCCUCCCAACACGAAACCGUCUACUAUGGCGCUCAAAAUACUUCUAUCCAAUGGGUUGGUCUCAAGGACCCAGAUAGACGUGUCCCCCACGAUUCCCCGAAUCAUCCCGAUCGACGGAACCACCGAUUCUUCGAUUCUCGAGCUGUUGGUGGAACGAGUACACCCCGACCUACCGACGAACGGUACGACUUAAUGCCUCGAUCUCAAACCGUACUUGAAACGGAUAAGCGAGCGAACAAGAUGUUCGCGCAUUAUGGGUACAUUUAUUGUAUGCUGAUGACGAAAGGCACAACCACUUACACGGAACCGGAUGAGGAUGUUUUAAUAUCGGGUGGUGGAGAUGGGACCGUAAAAGUCUGGAAGCUUGGUAGCCACGAAAUUGGUCCGGACGGGUAUGAGAACGGUAUCGAGGAGAUCAUGGUAUUAGGGGAGCAAGAUGCUAUGUCCGUAAUGUCCCUUGCUGUUGAUGGCUCAUUUCUGUAUAGCGGCAAGCUAGACGGCAUCAUCGAGCUAUGGGACCUUGAUACGAAGCAGAAACUAAGAGCUAUCAAAGCCCAUAAGGGUGAUGUCAUGGCUAUUAAAAUGGGAUGGGGUUACUUGUGGAGCGCAAGUCGUGCUGGAACAGCAUGCAAACAUAAUACUGUCCACUAUGGAGAGUAUCAGCGAGAUUCCUCGCAAAACGUCAAUCAGAAGUACCAAUGCUUGACUCAAUGGAAAGCCCACAACGGCAAAGUGUUAUCUUCUGCCAUUACAACCCAUGAUGGGAAACACAUCUACAUCACGGGGGCUAACGAUAAUAACGUCGCCAUCUGGAUGCUCAAGAACGAAGCAACAGCUGAACAGCCAUCGCCUGAAGAGCAUGAAGAUAUGAUGAUAACUUCUUUGCGGGAGUUCGUAUCAUUCAAGACAGUCUCUUCCAGACCCGAGUAUGCGGAAGAUUGUCGUCGAGGUGCCAGCUUCCUCCGCACAUUGUUCAAGAAACUUGGCGGCGAUGUUGACAUGUUGAGUGAUGAAGACACAUUUCACCAUCCCGUGGUGCUUGCCAAGUUCAGUGGGAAACUUGAACCGGCUGGGAAGCGAAAGAAGAUUCUGUUCUAUGGCCACUAUGACGUUGUGGCAGCUGAGACCAAAAACGGAAAAUGGAACAACGACCCUUUCCAACUUACUGGAACUAAUGGGUACCUAUAUGGUCGUGGUGUCAGCGAUAAUAAAGGCCCCAUCAUGGCUGCUCUUUAUGCUGUGACCGACCUCAUACAAGCGAAAUCGUUAGAUUCCGACGUUGUUUUUCUAAUUGAAGGCCAGGAAGAAUCCGGGUCCCGAGGUUUCAAAGAAACCGUGCGCAAGUAUAAGGAUCGCAUCGGCAAUAUUGAUUACAUCCUUCUAGCUAACAGCUAUUGGCUUAACGACGAUACCCCAUGCCUUACCUACGGCCUGAGGGGCGUUAUGCACGCGACUGUUUGUGUUGAAUCGAGAAAUCCCGACCUGCACUCUGGUGUCGACGGUUCAUAUAUGGUUAAUGAGCCACUAUCCGAUCUCAUGAUGCUACUCUCGAAACUCAAGGGCCCGCGAAACCAUAUUAUGCUACCUGGGUUCUACGACGGCAUCCUCCCCCUGACGGCCGAUGAAGAAGCUCGGUAUGAUGACAUUUUAUCAGUUCUCAUGGAACAAGGCCAGAAUGGUGUUUCGGCGGAGACACUCAAGGCUAAUCUUAUGGCACGGUGGCGCGAGCCAAAUCUUACACACCACAAAGUCAAAGUCUCAGGUCCUGAUGGAAGCCUGAUAAGCAGUCAUGCAAAUGCUAAGAUCAGCGUUCGGCUCGUCCCUGGGCAGGAGGUCGAAGAAGUUACUAACUCUUUAACCUCAUUCUUGGAGGAAGAAUUCAGCAAUCUAGAGUCGGAUAAUAAGCUGAGUAUUCAGAUCGACAACCAAGCUGAGCCUUGGCUUGGUGAUCCCAACAAUUACAUCUUCCAGACCCUUGAGGAAGCUCUCAUGCAAGCCUGGGCCCCCUUAUUUGACAAGAGUAGCAAUGGUAUUAGCAAUAGAGUAGGUGCGAAUGGACAUAACACCAACGGCAAACCCAAACUUCGCAAACCCCUCUAUAUUAGAGAAGGCGGCUCGAUCCCAGCCAUAAGGUUCCUAGAGAAAGAGUUUAAUGCCCCGGCUGCUCAUUUACCGUGCGGGCAAUCUUCCGAUUCGGCCCAUCUGGAUAAUGAGAGACUACGAGUGAUGAACCUGCUGAAGAGUCGCGAGAUUUUCGCCUACGUAUUUAAAAAGUUGUAG